Messenger RNA from Spinacia oleracea (spinach), 2924 nucleotides. RefSeq names its product putative disease resistance protein At1g50180. The record is from RefSeq and is a predicted model, not a curated record. Gene Ontology annotation, biological process: defense response to other organism. The transcript is spliced from 2 exons. Bases 138 to 2792 code for a protein of 884 amino acids. Gene Ontology annotation, molecular function: ADP binding. NCBI's taxonomy places the organism in Eukaryota, Viridiplantae, Streptophyta, Magnoliopsida, Caryophyllales, Amaranthaceae.
GACAGCUUAGAGAUAAUUGAAUUUGUCAAACAUGAAAGAUGAAAAUUCAUCAUGACUUUACUCUUUAAGGAAAAAAUGUCAACAAAAACCUCAGCCAAAAAGUGCAACAGAAAAACACUACAAUUUCCCCUGCAUCAAUGGCAGAGUCUUCUGUUCAAUCAGCUGUACAACGGCUAGGUAGCCUCCUUGUAGAAGAAGAAGAAAAUCUAGAAGCCAUAAAAGAAAAAGUGGAGCAUCUUAGAGAUGAGUUGGAUUGGAUGCAUUGCUUCUUAAGGGAAGCUGACGCAAGCCGGUAUGUUGAUCCAAGAGUUAGUAGGUGGGUCAUUCAAAUACAAGAAAUCGCGCAUGAGGCUGAGGAAGUUGUUGAGAUUUUCCUUUUUAAACUCAUUAGUCACCAAAAGCUACAAUAUGCAGGGAAAACGUUUGUGAUCAAGAAUAGGCUUGAAAGGUACUUAUGGGUUCUUGGGGAAGCUAAAGCAAUUCAUGAUGCUAAUAAUGGUAUUGAGGCUUUAAGAGCUAAAAUCGCCACGUUAACUUCACGAAUUCAAGCUUAUGGUAUCAAGAUCACAAGGUCAGACUCUGAGUCAUUGACAUCGAGAGUUCAUUCAUUAGAUGUCAUUAAGGAGGACAAACAUGUUGGGUUGAAUGAUCAAGCGAAGAAUAUUAAUAUUGUGGGUGAUUUGGUAUCGGAGGCAAGGGAAAACAGAGUUUUCGGCAUAUGGGGAAAAAAUGGUGUAGGGAAGACUACUUUGGCAAAGGAAGUUUACUUUAAUCAUGCAAUUAGGAAACAUUUUAAUAGGUUUUCUUGGGUGUAUGUGCCUCAAAAUUGCAAAGUUUCCGGUCUUUUAAGAGGGAUAUUAACAUCUCUUGUAACGAACUCGAGUGAUGAGAUUGCCUUAAUGACUGAUCAAGUGUUGAUUAAGGAGCUCUAUCAAGUUUUGCUAGAAAACAAGUGUUUGGUGAUCCUAGAUAAUGUAUGGACUUGUGACAUUUGGGAUGGUAUAAAGCCGGCCUUUCCUGGAGACGACGACAAAGAUUCAAAAAGCAAAAUUUUGUUCAUAACAGAAAAUAGGCAGGUGGCUGAGCAAAUACAUGGGAGAUCAAUAAUUCAUGAGAUCAGAUGCUUAAGUUAUGAUGAAAGUUGGGAGCUUCUUCAAUCAAAGCUGGGUCGUAUUCCAGCACAAAUCUUCGGAAUUGAUGGUAUUUCAAAGAUGAUGGAAAUGGCAAAGAAAAUGUUGAAAGUCUGCCAAGGGAUUCCACUGGCAAUUAUUGCACUUGGAGGUCUUCUGGUGACCAAGAAAACACCAGAAGAGUGGGAAGUAGUUGUCGGUCUCAUGAAUUCCCUGCAGAAUGGAAAACAUUACCAACAACAAUCAUAUGAACAAGUUGUGGAGUUAUGCUAUUAUGCUUUACCAUAUUACCUGAAGAAUUGCUUUCUUCAUUUAGGGAGCUUUCCUGAAGAUACUGAGAUCCCUACUAAGAAGUUAUGCAACAUGUGGGUAGCUGAAGGUAUCGCGGUAUCAGCAAAUGGGGAAGUUUGUAGAGGAGAAUCAUUGGAAGAUUUCGCUGAGGAUUGCUUGACUGAGUUGGUGCAAAGAGGUAUGGUUAAAAUAUCCAAAAGGAAAUCAUCAAAUUCAAAUGGUAGCGUAAAAUCUUGCAAAUUACAUGGUCUUAUGAGAGAUUUAUGCUUUAAAGUAUCUAAAGAAGAAAAUUACCUAAGCAUAAUGGACUUGGAUUCCAAAGAAGCUCUAGUUUUAAGUGGAAAAACUCGCCGAUUGGCUAUAUAUUUGGGACAACAAGGUAAGGAUCAAAUUCUACUACCUCAGAAAAAUCAAGUCCUUAGGUCUCUUUUGCUGUUCCCUUGUCAAAAGGAAAGAACAGAAGUUAACCAUGGAUCCAUUAGAGGUCUUUGUCGAGAGUCUCAAUUGCUUCGUGUAUUAGAUCUUGAUGGAGUCGUAGUAAGUUCCAAAACUUUGCCUAAAGAAAUAGGGGACUUGAUUUACUUGAGGUACUUAAGCAUGAGGGAUAUGCUUCUUACAAAAGUACCACCAACUAUUGGUUGUUUAAAGUGGCUCGAAACACUUGAUUUAAGAGCAAAGGUAAGGUUAGAGAUACCUAAUGUGUUAUGGUGUCUCGAAAGGUUAAGAAAUCUAUACCUUCCUUGUUAUUUCACCAUUAAAGACUCUGAAAAGUUGAGAUUAGAUAACUUGAACAACUUACUAACACUGAAAAAUGUCAACAGUUUCAUACUCGAAGAUGUUCUUGCUAUGAAAACUCUAAGAAAAGCCUCGGUUAGAUAUAUGCUUGAGAAUGAGCACAUUGAAUUCAUCCAGAAAUCGCCCAAGGUUGUUUUCAGUUUAACUAUUUUUAGAGCUAUAAUUGGGAAAGAGCAAGUGAACGCGUCAACAAGUUUUGAUAACUUGAUCAAACUGGAGCUCAAAGGAGAGUUGUCAGUACCGAUAAAUGACCUGAAAUUUCCUCCAAAGUUGAACAAGUUGGUGUUGGAUUUUUGUGGGAUGAUGCAAGACCCAAUGCCGGUGUUAGAAAAGCUUCCUAAUUUAACAAGCCUUUGUCUUGAUCACCAAGCUUAUGUGGGGGAGAAGAUGAAUUGCUCUGCUUCAGGUUUUUAUCAACUUGCUUAUUUGAGGCUUUAUGGCUUGAAAAGUUUACACCACUGGAAUGUUGAACAAGGUGCCAUGUCGAAUCUUAAAUGCUUGCAAGUAACAAGUUGUGAACGACUGUCAAAGAUUCCUCAAGAGCUUCCUCACCAGGUUCAAAUUACACAUGUUUGACAACAUUUGCACUCGGUUUUUCCAAGUUUUUUUUUUUGUCAAAGUGUAUGCAGUAUGUAUGAUUCAUUUUUGGGUGCACAAUUUUCUUUCUUGUAUUUGUGUUUAUACAAAUUUGAUCGAAAUGUGUUAUAA